Molecule: messenger RNA, 1059 nt
Organism: Lotus japonicus
Lineage: Eukaryota; Viridiplantae; Streptophyta; Magnoliopsida; Fabales; Fabaceae
Product: CASP-like protein 2A2
Exons: 3
Coding region: 184-825 (213 amino acids)
Source: RefSeq, a predicted model, not a curated record
UGCCUACUACCCCCUAAAGUUCAAGCAGUAGUUGGUUUGGUACAUGGAUCUCAUUAUCUCUGGCCGACAUAGUUAUAACCCAUCAAAACCAAACCAAGCCAGCAAGAAACAUAAAAAGAUCAGGUAACCGUGUCUACAGAUACUCACACACAUUACAACAAGUAGCUAGUUAUAGUGGUGAUCAUGGAUAAAGAAACCGCAGUAGCAGCUGCAAGAUCUCCCAUGCAACUUAUGAUGGGAACUGCUGCAAGUGGUGGUGAGGAAUUAGAAGGCAACGGCGCCACCACCCUACGCUCACUUGAGACCUUCCUGCGUCUCCUUCCUAUUGGUCUCUGUGUAUCAGCGCUUGUCCUCAUGCUUAAGAACUCUCAAGAAAACGAUUAUGGCUCUGUUGACUACACUGAUCUUGGACCUUUCAGGUAUUUGGUACAUGCGAAUGGUAUUUGUGCUGGUUACUCUCUACUUUCAGCGGUUUUUGUUGCUGUGCCACGCCCUUCCCCCACCAUGUCCCGUGCUUGGACUUUCUUUUUGCUCGACCAGGUACUAACGUACAUAAUUCUGGGUGCGGGAGCUGCAUCAACGGAGGUGUUGUACCUGAUGGAGAAGGGAGACGCCGGAACAACGUGGAGCUCAGCUUGUGGUUCAUUUGGUCGAUUUUGUAAUAAGUUGACAGCAACAACAGCUAUCACAUUUGUGGCGGUGCUUUGCUAUGUGCUGCUUUCUAUCAUUUCCUCCUAUAAACUCUUCACCAAGUACGGUGCCCCUGCAACUGCCACUACAACCAUCGAGGUUGCUGCCGCCACUGCCACCCCUUUCCAUGGCUAGCUAGCUGACUCAAAACUUUAUAAUGUUAAUUUCAUGUGCUAGAGUAUUAUGUUGUAAUAAUUUAGUUACCUACCGCUGUGUUAGGACUUAUAGACAUGCCAAGCUCAAUUAAAUGUAAUAUAUGUGCAAAACCAUGACCUUGCGGUUGUUCUUCCUUCUUGGUUCAUGGGGUUGCUUUAACUUCCUAUAUUGAUUCUCAAAAGAAAAUGAACACAUUAGAGCACACUAGCCCUU